Molecule: messenger RNA, 1475 nt
Organism: Opisthocomus hoazin
Lineage: Eukaryota; Metazoa; Chordata; Aves; Opisthocomiformes; Opisthocomidae
Source: RefSeq, a predicted model, not a curated record
UAAGGGAUGCAAAGACUAAAAACCUAGUUCCUAUGGAUCCUAAUGGCUUGUCAGACCCCUAUGUGAAGCUUAAACUAAUCCCUGACCCCAAAAACGAAAGCAAACAGAAGACCAAAACUAUCAAGUGCUCCCUGAAUCCUGAGUGGAACGAGACAUUUAAAUUCCAGCUGAAAGAGGCCGACAAAGACAGGCGGUUGUCUGUGGAGAUCUGGGACUGGGAUCUGACCAGCAGGAACGACUUCAUGGGCUCCUUGUCCUUCGGGAUUUCCGAGCUGCAGAAGUCAGGGGUCGACGGAUGGUUUAAGCUGCUGAGCCAGGAGGAGGGGGAGUAUUUCAACGUCCCGGUGCCUCCUGAGGGAGAAGAAGGAAACGAGGAACUGAGGCAGAAAUUUGAGAGAGCCAAGAUUGGAACAGGGUCCAAGGCCGCGGACGAGAAGACAACAAAUGCCAUUUCGAAAUUCGACAACAACGGGAGCAGAGAUCGGAUGAAGCUUUCGGAUUUCAAUUUCCUGAUGGUGCUGGGAAAAGGAAGCUUUGGGAAGGUGAUGCUGGCGGAGAGGAAGGGCACGGACGAGCUCUACGCCAUCAAGAUCUUGAAGAAGGACGUUGUUAUCCAGGACGACGACGUAGAGUGCACGAUGGUUGAGAAACGCGUCCUGGCUCUCUCCGGGAAGCCUCCGUUCCUGACCCAGCUCCACUCCUGCUUUCAGACGAUGGAUCGCUUGUAUUUUGUGAUGGAGAAGGUGAAUGGCGGGGACUUAAUGUACCAGAUCCAGCAGGUUGGGAGGUUCAAGGAGCCGCACGCUGUAUUCUACGCAGCAGAAAUAGCCAUCUGGGACCUGAAGCUGGACAACGUGAUGCUGGACAGCGAGGGGCACAUAAAGAUCGCAGACUUCGGCAUGUGCAAGGAGAACAUCUGGGACGGGGUGACCACCAAGACCUUCUGCGGCACGCCGGACUACAUCGCGCCUGAGAUAAUCGCUUACCAGCCCUAUGGGAAGUCCGUGGACUGGUGGGCGUUCGGAGUCCUGCUCUAUGAAAUGUUGGCUGGCCAGGCUCCCUUCGAGGGAGAAGACGAAGACGAGCUCUUCCAGUCCAUCAUGGAGCACAACGUAGCCUACCCCAAGUCCAUGUCCAAGGAGGCAGUGGCCAUCUGCAAAGGGUGUGGCCGCAAUGCUGAAAACUUCGACCGGUUUUUCACUCGCCAUCCACCCGUCUUAACACCUCCCGACCAGGAAGUCAUCAGGAACAUUGACCAGUCAGAAUUCGAAGGAUUUUCCUUUGUUAACUCUGAGUUUUUUAAAGCUGGAGUCAAGAGCUACAAGGACAAGCGAGACACCUCCAACUUCGACAAAGAGUUCACCCGGCAGCCGGUGGAGCUCACGCCCACGGACAAACUCUUCAUCAUGAACUUGGACCAGAACGAGUUUGCUGGAUUCUCCUACACUAACCCCGAGUUUGUCAUUAACGUGUAG